Messenger RNA from Lolium perenne, 478 nucleotides. The record is from RefSeq and is a predicted model, not a curated record. Lineage: Eukaryota; Viridiplantae; Streptophyta; Magnoliopsida; Poales; Poaceae.
UACUCAACGAGAGGCCAUGGCCUCAUUACCCUCACUUUCCUGAUCGGGAGCCCACUUGGGCAUACCUUUGGGACAAUGUCUCGGAGAUGUCGGGCGAUCCAAAGAUCAUGUACAUGCAGUACACUGCGGAGUUGGACACUCUUACCGCUGAGCAGGUGGAAUGGGAGCCAUAUGGUAGCUACUACCGUAUUGGCGCGUCGAUGACUGACCUCAACCACAAGUGCACGGAGGAGGCGCGGUUCUGGCGUAUGCGCUGCCCACUCAUAUGCAUGUGGCUUGUUGAACACCACCAGCCGCAAAGAGUGAUGAGACAGUUUGGGCUAUAUUAGGAGUGCCCACCAGUGUGGCAAGACACGGACAAGGCGCUUCAUAGGUAAACUUCUGGAAUCAUGCGAUGGAAGAUUCUUGAUAGAAGAGGUACAAACUAACUUGUUGAUUCUUGCAGGCUUGAUAGGCAGCGGCAGAGGAAGAUCACAAA